CUGAGCAAGACGAUGCUCAUCACGUCUAUCCUUGCAUCAACAAAUUAUAGGGUAAACUGCAGAAACCUUCGGAUCAAUAGUUGAAAUAGAUGAUCAAACCUUGGAUGGUUCAUUCCUGGUGUAUGCCAAGGUUAAGAUCAGCCCGCACCUAGCAACUGCCUUAAACUUGGUGUUGGACCUUGAGAUCGAUCGGUUGUCUUUCCCCAUUCUUACUUUCUCAUAACCAAGUUCUUCUAUUCAAGUGGGAAAAUGCUCCUUUCCGACGAUCCCUCCUCCUCCCACACCUCCUCCGCCCUCCCUUCCAUAUAGAGAAGGAACUAAACAAUGGGUUGAUAGAGCCUUUGUCCCUUCAGGUUCUAAUGGAGGAGAUAUUCAUACUUGUUGGGAGACAGAGGUUGCUUCGAAGGUUACAGAGACAGCCAGAGAACCCUCAGAUGCUGGACUUGAUGCCACAGAGGUAAAGCCAGCUCCUUGCUUCCCAGAUGUUCGACACAAUGCCGCAAUGGAACAACCAGCUCUACACAUCCCAGAUGUUCGACUUAAUGCCGCAGUGGAACAACCAGCUCCUUGCAUCCGUGAUGCUCAAUGAAUUGACUCUGGAGGUUUGCCUCAUCAGGGUGGUGACAAGAGCGAUCCAAUUAUCGUCCAGCAUCCCAACUCCAACCUAUUGAUGACUAUGGAGCUGUGGAACGCCUCUAGGUCGAGGAAAUAAAAAGAAGAUGGAAACAACGUCUAUUGUAGUGAUCACCAUCGUUAGUGCAUUGGCAUUGUUACUCAUCUCCAUCAUUUGCUUUUGUUUAUUGAUGAAGAAGAAGGCAGUGAGAGCAACAGAUGAUAUUGGAGAUGGAGAGGACAUUAGAAGGUCAGAAUCACUGUUAUUUGAUUUGCUUACUCUCCGAGCUGCAACAGACAACUUCUCUGAUGCAAAUAAGCUUGGACAAGGUGGAUUUGGUUCUGUAUAUAAGGGAAUGCUAUUGAAUGGACAAGAAGUAGCUGUGAAAAGGCUCGCAAGAAAAUCAAGGCAAGGAGUCGAAGAGCUGAAGAACGAGCUUGUAUUGGUUGCAAAGCUUCAGCAUAGAAACCUUGUAAAGUUGUUGGGUUGCUGUGUGGAAGAAGAAGAGAGGAUACUUGUCUAUGAAUACGUUCCUAACACCAGCCUUAACAACUUCCUCUUUGAUCCAGUCAAACGGUUAAUAUUGAACUGGGACAGAAGGUACAAAAUCAUCAGUGGAAUUGCUAGGGGCCUUCUUUAUCUUCAUGAGGAUUCUAGACUUAGGAUUAUUCAUCGGGAUUUGAAAGCUAGCAAUAUUUUGCUGGAUGGAGACAUGAACCCUAAAAUUUCAGAUUUUGGUUUAGCGAAGCUUUUUGGUGUGGAUCAAACUCAAGGAAAUACAAAUCGAAUUGCCGGGACCUAUGGAUACAUGGCACCAGAGUAUGCCAAGCAUGGGAAGUUCUCAACUAGAUCAGACGUAUUUAGCUUUGGUGUUCUGGUCUUAGAGAUAGUAUCGGGUCGAAAAAACUCUGCCUUCCAUGACCGUGGUACAAAUCUCGUUAGCCAUGCAUGGAAACUCUGGAACGAAGGAUCUACAAUGCGGUUGGUGGACCAAACAUUGGGAGAAGUCCAUCCAGUAGGUGAGGUGUUGAGAUGCAUCCACAUGGGAUUACUAUGUGUUCAAGAAGAUGCAACAAAAAGGCCGACCAUGUCAAUGGUUCUUCUUUCGUUCAGCAGCAACUCUAUGACCCUCCCAGCUCCAAUGCAGCCUGCAUAUUUUGUCGCCGAGAGUAGUAUCAGGUCGGGCAUUCUUGAAACUGAACCAAAUCUGUGUGCAAGGGAGUGGGAUGAAUCAAGUGGAAAGCCGGUACCAUGUUCAGUAAAUGAUGUGACUAUUUCUGAAUUAGAAGCACGUUAGGAAUAAAAUAUAUUAUAAACAUGGAGAGGAUUGUGAAUUAGCAAGUAUGUAAUUUGGUUAGUUUUGAAUUCAGAAG
Molecule: messenger RNA, 1986 nt
Organism: Magnolia sinica
Lineage: Eukaryota; Viridiplantae; Streptophyta; Magnoliopsida; Magnoliales; Magnoliaceae
Product: cysteine-rich receptor-like protein kinase 34
Exons: 7
Coding region: 720-1910 (396 amino acids)
Biological process (GO): protein phosphorylation
Molecular function (GO): ATP binding; protein kinase activity
Source: RefSeq, a predicted model, not a curated record